Protopterus annectens (West African lungfish) is the source of this 3677-nucleotide messenger RNA. Its product is annotated as zinc finger protein 208-like. Gene Ontology annotation, biological process: regulation of DNA-templated transcription. Gene Ontology annotation, molecular function: DNA-binding transcription factor activity, RNA polymerase II-specific; RNA polymerase II cis-regulatory region sequence-specific DNA binding. The transcript has a single exon. The coding region runs from base 1 to 3297 and encodes 1098 amino acids. The record is from RefSeq and is a predicted model, not a curated record. NCBI's taxonomy places the organism in Eukaryota, Metazoa, Chordata, Ceratodontiformes, Protopteridae.
AUGCUUGUCACAAGACAAGACCCAGUGAAGACGGAAACAAGAAAUGGUAACUGUAGGCAAAGUAAUGAGGACUUUGUAAGAAAAACUGAAUUAGAAAAGCAUCUGCAAACUGAAGCAGAAGAAAUGCCAUGCAGCUGGCUUAACCAUGGCAACAGUGUAACUGAUCCUCUAAGUGACAGUGGGGAAAGGCAAAAUAAUACCUCACCAAUGUGUAAACAAACACUCAUUAAGCAGGCUUUGCAUAAAGAUGUUAUUAAUGCCAAAGGUUUUACAGAUGGAAAAAACUUAUCACUGAAGAAGAUCAUUCAUACUGAUCAGAAUCAGAAGGUCCAUACAGGCCAGAAACCAUACAGAUAUACCACAUGUGACAAGAAUUUUUUAUACAAAAGCAAUUUGAUGACUCAUCGGGGUCUCCACACUGGGCAAAAGCCAUAUAAAUGUACCACGUGUGACAAGAAUUUUAUGCGGAAGAACCAACUGACACGUCAUCAGAAGAUGCAUACAGAGCAGAAAUCACACAAAUAUGCCACAUGUGACAAGAGUUUUGUAAAACAAAGCAGGAUGGUGCUUUAUCAGAGGGUCCACAGUGGGCAUAAACCACAUAAAUGUACCACGUGUGACAAGAGCUUUAAAUACAAAAGCUUGAUGGUGCUGCAUCAGAGGGUCCACAGUGGGCAAAAACCAUAUAAAUGUACCACAUGUGACAAGAGUUUUGCAUGCAAAAACAAUAUGAUGAUUCAUCAGAGGGUCCACAGUGAGCAAAAACCAUAUAAAUGUACCAUGUGUGACAAGAGUUUUGCACGCAAAAACAGUAUGAUUAUUCAUCAGCGGGUCCACAGUGGGCAAAAACCAUAUAAAUGUACCACAUGUGACAAGAGUUUUGUACAAAAACACAAUGUGACGAUUCAUCAGAGGGUCCACAGUGGGGAGAAACCAUAUAAAUGUACUAUUUGUGACAAGAGUUUUGCAUACAAAAACAGCAUGGUGAAUCAUCAGAAUGCCCACAGUGGGCAGAAGAGAUAUAAAUGCACCAUGUGUGACAAGAGUUUUGUAAGCAAGGCUAAUCUGAUACUUCAUCAAAAUGUACACUCUGGGCAGAAACCAUAUAAAUGCACCAUGUGUGACAAGAGUUUUGCAAUCGAGAAAUACUUGGUGAUACAUAACUAUACCCACACUGGGCAGAAACCAUAUAAAUGCACCAUGUGUGACAAGAGUUUUGCAACCAAGAAAUACUUGGCGAUACAUAACUAUACCCACACUGAACAGAAGCCACAUAAAUGCACCAUCUGUGAUAAGAGUUUUCGACACAAAAGCUAUUUGAAAAGUCAUCUGAAGCUCCAUAGUGGGCAGAAGCCAUAUAAAUGCACCAUGUGUGACAAGAGUUUUGCAACCAAUCAAUACCUGGUGGUACAUAACUAUACCCACACUGGGCAGAAGCCAUAUAAAUGCACCAUGUGUGACAAGAGUUUUGUGCUGAAGAAUAGAUUCAUAGAUCAUCAAAAUAUGCACUUGGGGCAGAAAGCAUAUAAAUGUACCAUUUGUGACAAGAGGUUUGGAUACAAAAGCCGUAUGGUGAUUCAUCAGAGGCUCCACAGUGGGCAAUCGAGAUAUAAAUGCACCAUAUGUGACAAGGGUUUUGUGAGCAAGGCUACUCUGAUACUUCAUCAAAAUUUACACUCUGGGCAGAAACCAUAUAAAUGCACCAUGUGUGACAAGAGUUUUGCAACCAACAAAUACCUGGUGGUACAUAACUAUACCCACACUAAGCAGAAGCCAUAUAAAUGCACCAUGUGUGACAAGAGUUUUGUGCUGAAGAAUAAAUUCAUAGAUCAUCAAAAUAUGCACUUUAGGCAGAAGCCAUAUAAAUGCACCAUGUGUGACAAGAGUUUUGCAACCAAUCAAUACCUGGUGGUACAUAACUAUACCCACACUGGGCAGAAGCCAUAUAAAUGCACCAUGUGUGACAAGAGUUUUGUGCUGAAGAAUAGAUUCAUAGAUCAUCAAAAUAUGCACUUGGGGCAGAAAGCAUAUAAAUGUACCAUUUGUGACAAGAGGUUUGGAUACAAAAGCAGUAUGGUGAUUCAUCAGAGGCUCCACAGUGGGCAAUCGAGAUAUAAAUGCACCAUAUGUGACAAGGGUUUUGUGAGCAAGGCUAAUCUGAUACUUCAUCAAAAUUUACACUCUGGGCAGAAACCAUAUAAAUGCACCAUGUGUGACAAGAGUUUUGCAAUCGAGAAUUACUUGGUGAUACAUAACUAUACCCACACUGGGCAGAAACCAUAUAAAUGCACCAUGUGUGACAAGAGUUUUGCAACCAAGAAAUACUUGGGGAUACAUAACUAUACCCACACUGAACAGAAGCCAUAUAAAUGCACCAUUUGUGAUAAGAGUUUUCGACGCAAAAGCAAUUUGAAUAGUCAUCAGAAGCUCCAUAUUCAUAGUGGGCAGAAGCCAUAUAAAUGCACCAUGUGUGACAAGAGUUUUGUGCUGAAGAAUAAAUUCAUAGAUCAUCAAAAUAUGCACUUUAGGCAGAAGCCAUAUAAAUGCACCAUGUGUGACAAGAGUUUUGCAACCAAUCAAUACCUGGUGGUACAUAACUAUACCCACACUGGGCAGAAGCCAUAUAAAUGCACCAUGUGUGACAAGAGUUUUGUGCUGAAGAAUAGAUUCAUAGAUCAUCAAAAUAUGCACUUGGGGCAGAAAGCAUAUAAAUGUACCAUUUGUGACAAGAGGUUUGGAUACAAAAGCAGUAUGGUGAUUCAUCAGAGGCUCCACAGUGGGCAAUCGAGAUAUAAAUGCACCAUAUGUGACAAGGGUUUUGUGAGCAAGGCUAAUCUGAUACUUCAUCAAAAUUUACACUCUGGGCAGAAACCAUAUAAAUGCACCAUGUGUGACAAGAGUUUUGCAAUCGAGAAUUACUUGGUGAUACAUAACUAUACCCACACUGGGCAGAAACCAUAUAAAUGCACCAUGUGUGACAAGAGUUUUGCAACCAAGAAAUACUUGGGGAUACAUAACUAUACCCACACUGAACAGAAGCCAUAUAAAUGCACCAUUUGUGAUAAGAGUUUUCGACACAAAAGCCAUUUGAAUAGUCAUCAGAAGCUCCAUAGUGGGCAGAAGCCAUAUAAAUGCACCAUGUGUGACAAGAGUUUUGCAAUCCGUCAAUACCUGGUAAAACAUAACUAUACCCACACUGGGCAGAAGCCAUAUAAAUGCACCAUGUGUAACAAGAGUUUUGUGCAGAAGACUAAAUUGGUACAUCAUCAAAAUGUGCACCUUGGGCAGAAAUCAUAGAAAUGUACCAUUUGUGACGAGGUUUGGAUACAAAAGCAGUGUGGUGAUUCAUCAGAGGCUGCACAGUGGACAGAAGACAUAGAAAUGAACCGUAUGUGACAAGAGUUUUGUAAUGAAGAAUCAUUUGAUGAAAGUCAGAAGCUUGAUAAAACAAAUGAACACAGUAAUUAGGACUGUCCAUAGAGAUCCAUGCGAUAUAACAGAAGUAAACAGACUAUAUUACUGUGCUGCUAAAUUAAUAACUGAUAAAGUUCUACCACAGGAACAUAGGGUAGUGAGGGGAAAAUGGGGCAACAGUGAAUACCAUUAUGGAAAUAUUGAAUAGAGAAAACUGUAAAGCAGCUAAGACACGAAGUAUCAUUGUUAGAAGAUUAUAGAAG